Messenger RNA from Syngnathus acus (greater pipefish), 4492 nucleotides. It is a transcript of the gene ano1a, whose product is annotated as anoctamin 1, calcium activated chloride channel a. The transcript is spliced from 26 exons. Lineage: Eukaryota; Metazoa; Chordata; Actinopteri; Syngnathiformes; Syngnathidae. The record is from RefSeq and is a predicted model, not a curated record. Gene Ontology annotation, biological process: chloride transmembrane transport. Gene Ontology annotation, cellular component: plasma membrane. The coding region runs from base 186 to 3035 and encodes 949 amino acids. Gene Ontology annotation, molecular function: protein dimerization activity; chloride channel activity.
UGGGAGGAGAAACUUUACCUGGGGAGAUGAGAAACACUUCCUCCUCCACCCUGUCUGUUUCAGGUGAGAGGGGAGUGUGACAGACAAUAACUGCAAAUAUUCUGUGAAACUUUCCAUCGAGGAAUCUCUUUUGGUGGUGAGAAGGUUCUCCCACACUGAGGACCAAAGGUGAGGAGCUCUGCAAUAUGCGAAGGAGUGAGAACUAUUCACCAGUUCCUUGGGAGAAGAACCUUGAAAUGGACAACACCAAGGCAUGGAAUGACAACUCCAUACCAAUGAAAAGUCUUAAUGCUGAAGACAGAGCACCAUUGUGCCCUCAGUUAGGCCCUUACUUUGCUGAUGGCCAACGGCGCGUGGACUAUGUGCUUGCUUACCACAUCCAGAAACCCGGCAAUAUUUGUCGAAAAUCACCCAAGUUUGGAGACGACAACUUCAUUCGCCGGCUUCGACGUAGUUUGAGCAUAAGAAGCAGUCGUGCACCUUUACAGCCCAAAGAAGACCCAGAGAUUCCUGCUCAAGAGCAACAAACUGACUAUCAUGAAGAUGACAAGCGAUUCAGACGAGAAGAGUUUGAAGAAAAUCUCAUAGAGACUGGGUUGGAAUUGGAAAAGACUGAUGAGUGUAAGAUACCUGGAAUUGGCUUUCUGAAGAUCCAUGCCCCAUGGAAUGUCCUGUGUCGAGAGGCUGAGUUCAUGAAGCUCAAGAUGGCAACAAACAAGGUUUUUGAAGUUAAACAAGGAAGUAAUAUUGUGGAAAAGAUCCGACUGUUCAUUCACAAAGUCACAUCUCCAUUGCACCCAAAAGUGGACACCAACAAGCCUAAAAGUGUAAAAUCACUUUUACACCCUUUUUCCAGAGAGAAGGCACACCUAUUCGAUCUGUCUGACAGAGAUAAUUUCUUUGACAGCAAGACAAGGAGUUCAAUUGUGUAUGAAUUGCUGAAAAGGACAAGAUGCACCAGGGCCUUGUACUCAUUGGGGUUCACCAGUCUGCUUGCCAAUGGUGUUUAUACAGCUGGUUAUCCGCCUCAUGAUGGGGAGAUAGGAGUCAAUGCCAAACCCAGUGACAGAAAGACACUAUAUGAGGAAUGGGCCAGCUAUAGUGUCUUCUACAAGUACCAGCCCAUUGGACUAAUUAGGAAAUAUUUUGGUGAGAAGGUUGGACUGUACUUUGCCUGGCUUGGAGUCUACACACAGAUGUUAAUCCCUGCUGCCAUUGUUGGAGUAAUUGUAUUCCUCUAUGGCUGUGCCACUAUUGAUGAUAAUAUACCAAGUAUGGAGGUUUGUGACCCAAGGAACAACAUCACAAUGUGCCCACUUUGUGAUAGUGCUUGUAACUACUGGAAACUCACGACAGCAUGUGGUACUGCCAGAGCCAGCCAUCUCUUCGACAACGCAGCAACUGUCUUUUUCGCCAUUUUCAUGGCCCUGUGGGCCGUUCUCUUCAUGGAGCACUGGAAGAGACGACAGAUGCGACUUAACUAUGUCUGGGACCUGACAGGCUAUGGAGAGGAAGAGGAGGAGGAACACAAGGACCACAACCGAGCCGAGUAUGAGCUCCGUGUCAUGCAAAAAGCAAAGAGACUGGAAAAUUCAAUGGCUAAGGAUGAGAAAGUGAAGCUGACAUGCACUGACAGACUGCCAGCUUACUUGACUACUAUAGCCAUGAUGGCUUUCAUGAUCACAGUGACAUUUGUUAUUGUCUUUGGGAUUGUUCUCUACCGGAUUAGCAUUAACGCAGCUUUACAAAUUAAUAACUACCCUGGAGCACGGUACAAUGUCCGAGCCAUCGUCAAAACAACGGCUGCCAUCAUCAGCGUCAUCGUCAUCAUCGUCUUAGAUGAAAUCUAUGGUGCUAUCGCACGCUGGCUCACUAAACUUGAAGUUCCAAAAACAGCUAAGAGCUUUGAAGAACGGCUUAUCUUCAAGACGUUUGUCUUGAAAUUUGCAAAUGCCUUCACGCCAAUUGUUUAUUUGGCUUUUUUUAGGGGGAGACUUGUUGGGCGGCCAGGAAACUACCUGUAUGUUGUUGGGUCAUACAGAAUGGAAGAGUGUGCCGAGGCAGGCUGCCUAAUGGAAUUAUGCAUCCAGUUAUGUAUCACCAUGCUUGGGAAGCAGUUCAUCCAAAACAAUCUAUUUGAGAUUGGUGUACCCAAGCUGAAAAAACUGCUACGUAAGAAAAAGUCUGAGAUGGACCCAAAGCAACAAGAAGAGCUGACCAAGACCUUGCAGCAACAUGAGAAGGACCAUUUCCUCCUUCCUUUUGUUGGUCUUAGCCCAGAGUACAUGGAAAUGAUCAUCCAGUUUGGGAUGGUGACUCUUUUCGUGGCCUCAUUUCCUCUGGCCCCACUCUUCGCUCUUCUGAAUAAUGUCAUUGAGAUACGUCUGGAUGCCAAAAAGUUUGUUAUGGAACUCCGAAGGCCGAUUGCAGUCAGAGCCAAAGACAUCGGUAUCUGGUACAACCUAUUAAGGGGUCUCAGCAAGGUGGCUGUCAUCGUAAAUGCCUUUGUGAUCUCCUUCACAUCUGACUUCAUCCCACGGCUUGUGUACCAGUACAUGUACAGUCCUGAUGGCACCCUGCACGGCUUUGUCAAUCACUCUCUGUCUUACUUCAACGUGAGUGACUUUGCGCCAGGCACAGACCCUGCAAAGCCAUUGAUCCUAGGCUAUAAAGUAGAAAUAUGCAGGUAUAAAGACUACAGGGAGCCUCCCUGGUCCAGCACACCAUAUGAUUUCUCCAAGGAGUUUUGGGCAGUUCUUGCUGUUCGCCUGGCUUUUGUUGUGGUCUUUCAGAAUGUGGUGAUGCUCAUGAGUGACUUUAUCAGUUGGUUGAUCCCAGACAUACCCAAGGACAUCAGCCUCAAGAUCCACAAAGAAAAGGUCCUCAUGGUUGAGCUCUUCAUGAAAGAAGAGUAUGGAAGAAGGCUUGGUGUCGCUGACAGUCACAACCGUAACAGUUGUCCUUCCCCAUCCUCUUCAAAUCAGAGCCCACAACAACCACGAUCCCGGGCUGCGCCAAACACAAACUUGUGUUAAACUAUUGGCUGUAUGAUUCUGAAAAAUGAACACGUAAACGUAAUACAGUAAUACAGGGUUGUCCUUAAUUUCCCAUGUAGAGGAUAAAAUAUAUUUUAAAUUAAACAAAGGUUUUAGGGUAUUUGGAACAUAAAUGACAUAUUAAAAUUAUAUGAAUGGAAAUUGUGCACUAUGAAGCCUUAAUCUCUUUUCAACCUCUAUAGCUAUAAAAUGGAAUGCAAUUAGAUGACAGUAGCUUUGCGAUUCUGCAUUCAUUAUUAUCAAUGUCAUUGCUGUGGAAAGUUUUGAUAUUUUUUCUUUGUUUUGUAUUGUUUUUCCAACAUAAUUCCAUUGUUAAGACAAUUUAUUUUGAAUUGCUUUUGUCUCAGUUAAUCAUUACAUUGUUUGGUGUAAGACUUCAUGAGGAUUUUAUAAUGAGGCAGCAUGUUGGACAAGUCAGGCCUUUACCUGCUCUGUGUUUGCUCGCACGAAUUGUCUCCAGGUGCUCUAACUUUAUUGAACAGUGCAAGAAAUUGCACGUUAGGUUAACUGAAGACAAACCGCUAUAUGUCCAUUGGAGAUAAUAUAAUUUGUGUGGGUGUGUGUGGGUGGCAAAAUAAAUGCAUUCAAAAGUUAACAUUUAAUGCAAAUAUUCAUUUGAUUCCAAUUAAUGCGUGCCCGUUCCUUGGAAAGACACUCCCAGCCCCAGACUCCUUAAAAGAUAAGCGUCCUGGGUAUGCCCAUCUUUUCACUUGCUCACUUGUCACUAGCUUUUUAAGUCCCCAUCGCACUAAAGAGAAACAAUUGCGAGAUUUGCGUCUGUUGGAUUUUUAUCAGGGUUUGUUCAAAAUUUCAAAUGGUCACCAAAUGGUCGCCAGACAUUCGCUUGUACUUUUCUUGUUGCAAGGGAAUUUUCAACAUGUUCAGAACGUUUGGUGAAUGAUUCACAGGGAUUAUCCCACACUAUUGUCAUAUUUAUGAAUGAAAUCCAACAAAAUCUGCAGACCACUCAGUAUGUCUGCCUGCUUCUCGACAGGAGAAUCUUACAUUACAUUGUGACCAACUGUACAAUCUGGGGCAGUCAUUGCACCUUUUAGUGUUGCGCAAUUGAGAUAAAUGGUCCUCGCAGCAAACGCUGGAUGGGUUAGCUUGUUGGGAGAGAGUUGCCGAAGCCAUAGAUACACAACAGCUAGUGUUUGUUUGACGCCAAUCAUUAGAAUUCAUUGAAUUGAUCUCUAUGCCGUUAUAUGUACCUGAUCAACCUCAGUGGUCAGUUCGCCUCUGGGGGCCUGUGCUUGUUGAUUAUUUUUUACCCAGGGCAACCCCAUCAAAUUAGAAUUGGAAGAUGCUCGGGUUUACCGUAUACUCGUUAUUGUAAUUGUCAUUGUAAUACUGAGAAUAAAUGUACUAUAAUAUUGACAGUAAUAUUGAUCAUUGUAAUUUGAUAUUGUCCCUCAAUAAAUAAAAGUCAGGAUGUG